Molecule: messenger RNA, 5309 nt
Organism: Amphiprion ocellaris (clown anemonefish)
Lineage: Eukaryota; Metazoa; Chordata; Actinopteri; Pomacentridae
Gene: pex1
Product: peroxisomal biogenesis factor 1
Exons: 24
Coding region: 98-3859 (1253 amino acids)
Biological process (GO): protein import into peroxisome matrix
Cellular component (GO): peroxisomal membrane; cytosol; peroxisome
Molecular function (GO): ATP hydrolysis activity; ATP binding
Source: RefSeq, a predicted model, not a curated record
CUGGUUGGUCGCUGUCUGAACACAUCGAUGUGUUUGUUGCACAUUGCCGAAGCAGUCUGUCUGACAUGUACAGAGCAAAGAAAGCUAUGUGAAAAUUAUGUUCAGCAGUCAGGGCAUUCAACCCGUAAGUGUUGUUUUUAACAACACAAAAAACUGCUUUCUUCACCUCCCCUCGAAGUUGAUAUCGCAUCUUUCCCUGAACGAGAACCAAGCUUUGGAGUUGUCCUGGGGCCAUGGAUCCCCAGUGUUCCUCAGCUGGACUCAAAACAGAACCUCCUCCAGCCUGGACAACCACAAUGUGGAGUUGUGUCGGCAACUGGGAGAGAAGCUGGGGCUAAAAGAUGGAGAGCAGGGCUUCUUAAGACCAUGUCAUCAGGUCUCAUCAUUGCAUCAGGUGUUUGUGGAGCCUCUGUCACCUGAUGACUGGGAGAUCUUGGAGCUCCACAGUUCUGCACUGGAGCAGCAACUUCUGGACCAGAUCAGAGUGGUUUAUCAAGAUGCCGUGUUCCCUGUGUGGGUGGACAACCACACCGUCAUCUACAUCCAAAUAGCUUCACUCUCCCCAUCUGUGCCCUACGGUCGCCUGGAGCAGUUCACAGAACUCGUGGUGUCUCCGAAGAUACGUACUGGAAUUGGCAACCUCAGUGUUUCUCAAGGGCGAUCCAGCCAGAAUCAGGAUUCUAACAGACAGCAAGACAUGGAUUUCUCCUCCCCCUCAGGACUAACACCAGAAAGUACCACCCCUCUUCCUCACAGCCACCAGUGGGGUGGCAUAGCCGACCUGAGGAGCCUGUUUCGCCAUGUGAUAAAGGGCACUUAUGACCCUGUCAAAGAGCAUCCACCUGUGCCCGACAUUCCUGCCCUCUUUACUGACUCUAUCUACAGAGUGUGCAGUGCACCUCCUGACUCCCUUUGCACCAUAAGCCAUGUUGCAACAAGUGUUAUUCACUUAUUUCCUUGGAGCCACAAUUUGAGUGCAAGGCGGCUGAGUGGAGUUCACUCUCCAGUCACUUAUGGCCUUCUCUCCAAAGUUCCAUCCCCUAAAGAAGCGAGGGACAGAACAAAGCAGGCAGUGGAGAAAAAGAAGAAUGUAGGAGCUACUAAGGAUACAGCUGAAGGAGGAGAGGAGGUGAAGGAAGAGGAAGCCAUGGUGGUCAGGACAGUCUGCCAUGGUACUGGAGUGUUAGCAGGCAAGGAGAGAAGUCAAAGCAAGGGAGAGAUCCAUAGGGGAAGAGUAUGGAUCCCACAUUCGUUAGCCAGCAGAUUAAAGAUCUUGCCACAUUCAACAGUCAGAAUUAAGCCAGUGAAACCAGCGAUUAAAGUAGCUUCUACUAUUCGCCUACAACCACUAAAGCCACUGCCUGAGGAGGAUGACGAGGAGAUUCAGACAGCUUUUCUUGGUUGGCUGCACACGCAGAGUCAUGAACCUUUAGCCUGUCUGACAGCACGGUCUGGCACUGUCCUCCUACAUGGAACCGAUGCAAAGUUAGAGUUUGCUUUAACUGUGCUGAAACCUGAACCACUGAACGAUCCUCCAGACCAGCUGUUUCUACUAGCACCCACUGUUAUCCAAAAGGAACACAUACAGGUCGACAGAGAACCUGUAGCUGAGCCAGUUGUGAAGACUGUAGCUGAAACACCCAAACCAGAGCUUCCCUCUCUCAGUAUUCUUGGCGCGGUCGAUGAGUUUGCUAGGAGUGGAUUUGAGUUUAUCUCCCACAGCCUUCUGGGUAGUCCCCUCUCACAAGAACUUGGCACUACUGGGCGGGGACUCCAAGGUGGAGCACUACUCAUCACUGGUGCAAAGGGGAGUGGGAAGAGCACUCUGUCCCGAGCUCUCUGCAGGAAAGCCAGAGAAGAUCUGGAUGCACAUGUGGAGGUGGUGGACUGCAAAAAGCUACAAGGAAAAAGGGCAGAAACUGUGAGACAGAUUCUGCAAGACAUUUUUGAGCAUGCAGAAUGGAAGCAGCCUUCAGUUGUUCUACUUGAUGACCUGGAUCAUUUGACACGGGCGCCAACCUCACCUGAACAUGAGCACGGCCCUGAAGCGCUGCUUCACCAGCACAUUGCACAGAGUCUUCAGGACGUGGUGGAUGAGGUGGUGGUUCACUCCAGCCUGGUGUGCGUCGUUAUCACCAGUCAGAGUGAACAGUCCCUCCAGCCCUGCCUGACUGAGGUGCAGGGCUCCCACUUCAUCCAGGGGUUUAUAAACAUCCAGCCACCAGACCAGAUCCAGAGAGCUGAGAUCCUGCACCAUCUGAUCCUCGGGAAGUCCUGCUUAUCUGAAGAGACCUUACAGACUCUAGACCUGGGGACUGUUGCCAAGGAGACAGAGGGAUACACGCCACAAGAUCUAGCAGUGCUGUUGGAGCGGGCUGUCCACACUAGCACUGCACAAAGAGGACAUAGUGACCGAGGUGUGUGUCUGUCAUGGAGGGACUUUUCGCAGGCUCUGAAGGGAUUCAUCCCACCCUCACUGUGGGGUGUAGACCUCCACACCCCGAGUGGAGUUGGGCUGGAGAGAGUAGGAGGGCUAAAGGAGGUGCGACAGGAGCUAAUGGACACCAUACUGCUCCCUGCUAAGUAUCCCAUCCUGUUCUCCAAUCUUCCCAUCCGCCAUCGCUCUGGAAUUCUGCUGUAUGGAGCUCCUGGUACAGGGAAGACACUGCUGGCCAGAGCUGUAGCCAAAGACAGCGGAAUGAACUUCAUCAGCAUCAAGGGACCUGAACUUCUGAGUAAGUACAUAGGAGCCAGUGAGCAGGGAGUCCGUGAUGUCUUCCAGAGGGCACAAGCUGCCAAACCGUGCAUCCUGUUCUUCGAUGAGUUUGACUCUCUGGCUCCCAGGAGGGGCCACGACAGCACGGGUGUAACAGACCGUGUGGUCAACCAGCUCCUCACCCAGCUGGACGGGGUGGAAGGACUGCAGGGUGUGUAUGUGCUUGCAGCCACCAGCCGCCCAGAUCUAAUUGACCCGGCCCUGCUGAGACCUGGACGACUGGACAAGUCCCUCUACUGUCCCCCUCCUGACUUGGAGGCUCGUGUGGAGAUCCUGAGGGCUCUGAGUGCAGGCGUCUCUCUGGCUGCUGAUGUUGACCUGGAGCAGCUGGCAGUAGCGACCGAGCAGUUCACCGGGGCAGACCUGAAAGCGCUGGUCUACAACGCACAGCUGGAGGCUGUCCACAACAGCUUGGGCACCAACACACCACAUGAUUUGACUUGUGGCUCAGACAGCGACAUGAGUCUGUCCUCCAUGAUCUUCCCAAACAACUGCAGCGCCUCCGAUGAUUCAAUGGGAGAGGGAGAGGCAGGGGUGGGGCUGGACCAGUCCAUGGUGCUGCUGGAGCACAGUGAUCUUCGAGUAGAAGAACAACAACGUCCAAACGUCUGGAGGCUGUACUUUGGAAGUUCCUACGAGUCAGAGUUUGGAAAUUCACCUUUUUCAGGACUGAACUCCCAGUGCGCCUCUCGACCAAACUCCAUGACCCAUGACUUUACAGGUGGAUCUGUUCGUGACCCCGUCAGCUCAGUCCCUCCUGCUUACAUGUCCUCCCUCCAGAGUGGAUACGAAGAGCUCGGUCCAGAGCAGCUGGAGCGCCUGCAACAAGACGUUAAUAACAUCAAGAACAACUACAGGAGAGCCAAUGAAGAGUGUGUCUGGGCACGUUCAACCUCCAGUCAGCCAGGCCUGGUGCUGUGUCAGGCUCAUGUGAAUGCCGCCUUGGCUGCGACCAGACCGUCCAUCAGCCAAGCCGACUGGAACAGAUACACAAAACUAUAUGAAGGCUUUGGUGGUUGUGGAGACAGAAGAUCUCUGAAUUCUGUCGCAUUUAAACCUGGACAACGUGUGACUUUAGCUUGAUUACUCACCUAAUUAAUUAUUUUCCUGUUUAAAAAUCUCAAAGAUUGAUGUCGGUUUAAAAUUAAUACAGUGUUUAGAGAAAUAAUGUUUUCUACUGAUUUAGUGAAUGAGACAUUAAACUCCCUGUGAAUGUGAAUAAGAAUAUAAUUACUGUAAAUAUGUAUAAUGUCAGAUUAUAAAUUGCAUUAUUCAUAAAUUGUUUAAAUUAAAAAUGGACGUAUUUCUGCAAAUUAUGUCCUCAUUAUUUUAUGAUAUGAUUCUGAAGUCCAGGAGCCAUGCUGAAAAAAAAUUUUGUACAGACGUGUGGACUCUCUGCAGCAAGAAAACGACAGAUUAACAUUAAUAUUGACAUCGUUCCAUUAAGUUUGCUGUAGUGUAAUAAUUUUUGGUCCAAAGUGUGACAAAAACGUCAUAGUUUAGUAUGUCGUCCAAAAUGGGGUAAAACCCUCAUAGUUUAGUAUGUCGUCUAAAAUAUCACUAAAACGUCAUAGGUUAGUAUGUCGUCCAAAAUGUGGAAAAAAUGUCAUAGUUUAGUAUGUCGUCCAAAAUGUCACAAAAAUGUCAUGGUAUAGUAUGUCGCUCUAAUAACGUCAUAGAAAAGCCUUUAGUCCACAAAACGUUACGUCCCGGCUAUCUGAAGUAGGUGAGGAGUAACACAAAAACAGUCCAAACGCUGGUUUGCAGAGGGUUAGAUGAGUAUUUAUUUGAGAGCAAGUUUACAACAACACAACAUGUGAGGGGCUUAAAAGCAAAUGGUAAAAUAAAAAUAAAUCAACAGAACUAAAAGUGAACUUUAUGUUGACAUUGAUGGGCAUUCCAACCAGGAACCAAGUAAAAGAUAAUCAAUACGAAAAAAACUCUUCCUGUUCACCUCUUUAAACCCAAAAACACACCGCAGUAACACCCUAAACUAAAACUACCAAUGGGUUUCCUGUUUUCCUUUCUGAACAAUUCAAAGGUCCCUCUCUAUCUCCCUACACAUCCACCAACCACUGGAACACAUCUCCAAAGUUCUGCCAGGCCAGCUCAGCUUCCCCUCAGAAGAAGUUCCGCCACCUGCCAGAUGAAGGAGCCUUUUGAGAGGCAGCUGGCAUCGUGAUUGGACUGUACUUUGGUCUGUUCCAAUCCAGCUUCAGCUCCAGAGACGGCAGGCAGGACGAGUCAACGGAGGCCGGGUGGACGAAGGCAUGCAGCUGAGUACAAUCCAGAAAACAACAGAGGAGGAGUGCAGGACCAGAACAAACAGAGUAGCAUGGUAUGUCUCUUAGAAAACAUCAUAGUAUAGCCUUUGGUAUGAAAAAACACCAUCAUUUACGUCGUAGAUUGUACAAAUAAGUCAAAGGAAAGAGACAUACAUUGUAGAACUGUAGUAAUUGUGGGCUGACUGAUUUACUGAUUAUCAGUAUUUUAUUUUUUACUGAUUUACGGUAAUAAAUACAUUUAAAAAUGG